Messenger RNA from Mustela lutreola (European mink), 3292 nucleotides. RefSeq names its product matrix metallopeptidase 21 (gene MMP21). Gene Ontology annotation, cellular component: extracellular matrix. NCBI's taxonomy places the organism in Eukaryota, Metazoa, Chordata, Mammalia, Carnivora, Mustelidae. The record is from RefSeq and is a predicted model, not a curated record. Bases 1 to 1638 code for a protein of 545 amino acids. Gene Ontology annotation, biological process: collagen catabolic process; proteolysis; extracellular matrix organization. Gene Ontology annotation, molecular function: zinc ion binding; metalloendopeptidase activity. The transcript has 7 exons.
AUGCUGGCCGCCUCCGCCGUCCGCCGGGCCCUGCUGCUCUGCUGGCUCGCGGCCCCCGGGCCAGCCCGGCCCGAGCCACUUUUCCACAGCCGGGACCGCUCGGACCUGGAGCCCGCCCCGCUGCGCCGCGCCCAGCCCAUCGCGGACCCCCUCACUGCGCAGCGAUUCCUGUCCAAGUACGGCUGGGCCGACGCGCCGCCCUCGGGCCCCCGGGCCACCGACCUGGCCGAGGCCGUGCGCAGGUUCCAGAAGGUCAACGCGCUGCCGGCGAGCGGGCGGCUGGACGCGGUCACGCUGGCGGCCAUGAACAGGCCGCGCUGCGGCGUCCCCGACACGCGGCUCCUGUCGCGCCCGCCGCCCCCCGCCCGGCCCAAGCGCUCCCUACGGCCGCGGCCACCGCAGCCCGAGGUCGCCACGCCCCGCGGGGGGCCCCGGGCCUUCGCCAAGAGGACGCUGACCUGGCGGCUGCUGGGGGAGGGCGCCAGCGGGCAGCUGGCCAUGGACGAGCAGAGGCACAUCCUCAGACUGGCCUUCCGCAUGUGGAGCGAGGUGAUGCCGCUGGACUUCCGCGAGGACCUCGCCUCCCCCGGGGCCGCUGUGGACAUAAAGCUGGGCUUCGGGCGAGGCCGGCACCUGGGCUGUCCUCGGGUUUUUGAUGGCAGCGGGCAGGAGUUUGCACAUGCCUGGCGCCUGGGCGACAUCCACUUCGAUGACGACGAGCACUUCACACCUCCAAGCAGUGACGUGGGCAUCAGCCUUCUCAAAGUGGCCGUCCAUGAAAUUGGCCACGUACUCGGCCUUCCUCACACCUACAGGCCAGGAUCCAUAAUGCAGCCGAAUUACAUCCCCCAGGAGCCUGUGUUUGAGUUGGACUGGUCAGACAGAAAAGCAGUUCAAAAGUUGUAUGGUUCAUGUGAAGGGUCGUUUGAUACCGCAUUUGACUGGAUUCGCAGAGAGCGAAACCCACAGGGUGCCGUGACGCUGAGGUUCAGCACCUACUUUUUCCGCAACAGCUGGUACUGGCUUUACGAAAACCGAAACAACAGGACGCGCUACGGGGAUCCUCUCCAAAUCCUCAGGGGCUGGCACGGAAUCCCAGCACAGAACAUCGACGCUUAUGUCCACCUCUGGACGUGGGGGAGGGAUGAGCGUUAUUUUUUUAAAGGGAAUCAGUACUGGAGAUACAACAGUGACAAGGAUCAGACCUACACAGAAGAUGAACAAGGAAGAAGCUACCCCAAAUUGAUUUCAGAAGGAUUUCCCGGCAUCCCAAGUCCCCUGGACACUGCCUUUUAUGACCGAAGAAAGCAGUUAAUUUACUUCUUCAAAGAGUCCCUCGUGUUUGCAUUUGACGUCAAUAGAGAUCGAGUACUUGAUUCUUACCCGAAGAAGAUCACUGAAGUGUUUCCGGGAAUACAGCCACGAAACCAUCCCUUCAGGAAUAUAGACUCUGCCUAUUACUCCUACGCACACAACUCCGUUUUCUUUUUCAAAGGCAAUGCGUAUUGGAAAGUAGUUAACGACAAGGACAAACAAAAGCAUUCUUGGCUUCCUUCAAAUGGCUUAUUUCCAAAGCAGUCCAUCUCAGAGCGGUGGUUUGACAUCUGUGACGUCCAUACCUCCACUCUGAACAUGUAAUGGGAGAAGUAGGCAAAUGGAGUCAGAAAAUUUCUCGUCUAAGUCUGGUUUCUUUUGCAAAGGAAACCAACCAGAUUUUUAGUAACUAAAGUAAAUAGGGCUAAAAGCCAAUGGAAAAAGCAUUACUUGAACUUCUAAAAUACUUGAUUUAGAAGGGAAUUUCUCAGGCAAAAAAAGUAAUGCAUUGAAUAAUUUUGCCAAUCUUUUAGGAAAGGUUAAAAAAAAAAGAACCCCGAGGAAUCCCUGUCUCUCCACCACCCAUCCCCGCUGCACCCCGAUUUCGUGGGUGGACAAAAAUGUAGCGAUAGCCAUAGGAUCCAGUCAUGGAAAGGGUACACAGUUCCCUGGGAGCCUUCAGCGGAAAAGGUCACAGAUUUCAAGUUGACUGCAGUCCACAGUUCCUGUCACAAUAAUUUAUAUUUUUCUAAUACGUGACAGUGUAUAGGUUUUCCCGUGUAUUUCUCUCUUGAUCUUCACAAGUCUGGAGAGUCCCAGGGAACCUACAACUGUGCACAUUUCUAGUCGAGGAAACUGGAGUUCACAACUGUGUCCUUCUCAGAGUCAGACGUGGUGGCUGCUGGCCCCCCUCACCUCUACACCCCAGCCCAGCAUCCAGGCAACCUUCUCUCCAUCCCUGCCCUGAAGUUAACUGCAAAACAAGUCAUCUCAGUGAUCAGGCCACGGGUGGCACAGUUCUCAAGUAACAGCUGAAGACACGAGCACUUUAAGCAGCAUGAAUUUAAAGUCAGCAGAUGACAAAAACAUUGAAAAAGCCCUCUCUUCCCCUGUAGGGAUGUUCAUAUUCUUGUUUGGACAAGGGAAGACAGCUACAAGUGGUAUCUUCUUGCUUAAAAACAAAUACUCCUCUGGACGAAAAGGCUGUUCAGCCAAGGAGAGGCCAGAAAACAGGACAGGGAAGGUCGGCGACAUCCCUGACGCUGGCUUGCUUCAAAAUCAGAUCUUCCCCAUGGAGGUGUGUAGAUUUAACCCGCAGAGACAGCGGAGUGACCGCUGUCCUGACAGGAGACACGGCUGAUUCUGUGCAUCGGCUUCAUGACUUAGUUAAAACUUUAAAUGUCUCAGUAAUUUUUGAAAAUGGAUGCAAAUCUUUCCCAAGGAAGUAUAAACUAAGUAACAAGGAAGUGGACAGACGGCCAGGGGCCAGCAGGAGCUCUGCAAAGCUGGGACAGGUGUCUACACGCUUACAAGGAACACAUGAAAGUCCCAGCACGUGAGAAAGCGCCCCGUAAAAACUCAGCUUCAAACACCUUUCCACGGAGUUCAGAUUCCUCCGUAGAGGUGUGGCUGCUGAGCAGAGGGGCUGUGCAUGAUCUGCCGGGAAAGGGGUCUGCAGAUGGCGGAGGAGGUUGGAAUGGACCUUGGGGGCCAGGGCAGGCUCUUGUCUACAAAGCCCUCAUGCACCAAAGUCCCAACCAUCUACCUGACAGGAAAGAGUCGGCUUGAUUUCUGUUCCAUUUCCUUGAAACGGAUUUUAGCAGGACAGGACAAGCACAGCAUCGCAUGCUGUAGCUCGGAAAAAAAUAGAGGCCGUCUGUAGGCCAGGGGACAGGAGCUACGCAUCGACAGUGGCAAGUUGUGAGUGUGACUUUCUAGAGAGAACUUAGUAGCACGAUUUUAUUUUUAAUGUUUUAAU